AUGGAUAUCAAUGACAACAAAGCACCAAGGUGUGAUGGGUAUAAUUCAUUCUUCUUCCAAAAGACAUGGCACAUCUUGGGUGAUGAAGUUACUGCAGCAGUAAUAGAGUUUUUUAACUCCGCUGAUAUGUGUAAAGCCAUCAACUACACCACCAUUACUAUGAUGCCAAAAGUUAUGAACCCAACUACUAUCAAGGAAUUCAGGCCAAUCUCAUAUUACUUUGUACAAGGAAGACUGAUCACAAACAAUAUCAUCAUGAGCCAUGAGCUGGUCAAAGGUUAUGGAAGUAAGAGCAUUUCACCAAGAUGUAUGCUCAAAAUAGAUAUGCAAAAGGCCUACGACUCUAUUGAAAGGGUGUAUAUUGAACAGGUGAUGAAGUUGCUAGGAUUCCCUAAGUUGUUUGCGGAAUGGAUAAUAGCCCGUAUUUGUACAGUGUCUUACUCAGUAGUAAUCAAUGGUAAGCCUGUUGUACCAUUUGAGGAAAAAAAAAGGGCUGAGGCAGGGUUAUCCCUAUAUCCAUUCUGGUUUGUGAUGGCCAUGGAGUAUUUGCGUAAGUUACUGAAGCCACUGAAGGAUAACAAGAUAUUUAAAUUCCAUCCAAAAUGUGCUAAGGUCAACCUAGUACAGUUGGGAUUUACUGAUGAUUUCCUUCUUUUUUAUAGAGGUGACCUGCAGUCAGUGAAGAUACUCCACCAUCAAUUUCAAAUAUUUUCUGCAAGUCUCAGUUUUAGUUGCAAAUCCAAACAAAAGUUGUAUUUUACUUUGGUGGAGUGA
This is a messenger RNA of Nicotiana attenuata, 774 nucleotides long. RefSeq lists its product as uncharacterized. Bases 1 to 774 code for a protein of 257 amino acids. NCBI's taxonomy places the organism in Eukaryota, Viridiplantae, Streptophyta, Magnoliopsida, Solanales, Solanaceae. The record is from RefSeq and is a predicted model, not a curated record. The transcript has 2 exons.